Messenger RNA from Ilex paraguariensis (yerba mate), 1299 nucleotides. Lineage: Eukaryota; Viridiplantae; Streptophyta; Magnoliopsida; Aquifoliales; Aquifoliaceae. The record is from the annotation of a GenBank genome assembly.
AUGUCGGCAAGGUCUGAAUUGGUUGUGAUUGGGGCUCCGUUGAAGCUCUGGAUUUCUCUGUCUUCUGUGUUCUUCUUUGCUCUGUGCAUGCAACUAGUUCUCUGCUGUGUUCACCAGCAGAGCACCAACCUGCUUUUCCCAACUGUUUCGAUGCGUUUGAGGCCAAAAAGGACUUGUUCUGGAGUAGGGUUCUGGGUAAAGAUAAAGAGAAAAAUGCCAGGGCCUCGGAAACAGUCACCAUUGGUUCUUCAAGAAAACCUCUGCAAAAAGUCCAAAAGCAGUGCAAACUCUAUUCAAUCCAAUAAAACCAUCAGAAAAGUUCGGAUAAUCUGUCAUGAUCCGGACGCUACCGAUUCUUCAGACGAUGAGCGAAUCAAAGAACCGCCGUGUCCGAAACGAAUUGUUCGAGAGGUUAAUCUUCCAACUGGUUUUUCUCAUGGACCAAUCAAACCAACCAAAGGUCCAGAAAUGGAGAGUUCGUGUCAAGAUAGCAACAAUGGCGAGAAAAACCCAGAAAAGAAGGUGGUUUUGGAGAAAAACCUAUUAUCGAAACGCGCUUCUUCCUCGAAAUACAGGGGGGUUAGGCAGAGGAAAUGGGGGAAAUGGGCUGCGGAGAUUCGCGACCCUAUUCAGAAAAAAAGGGUUUGGUUGGGGACAUAUGAUACUCCUGAAGAGGCCGCAAAGGCUUAUGAAGUGAAGAGGCGUGAAUUUGAGGCCAUGGCUAUUGCUUCUGAGAAGAGUUUCACUCACUCUUCCACUGCAGUGGUCUCUGAGUUUUGUAAUCAGAAAGAACCUGCUGUUUCUGAGGGCUCUGGAAGUGUGGUUUCUCACACAUCACCGAGUUCAGUUCUUGAUUUGGAGUCUCUGACUUCUGCUUCAAAUUCACGAAUCAAUGGCAUAUGUGAUGAUUUUGUUAAAGAUGUUUGUAUGGAGACCAACCUCGAUGACCUUUUUAUGGAGACUAAUAUUGAAGAUGUGUGUAUGGGGACCAAAGUUCCUGAGGAGAAAGUGGCUGAUGUGGGUUUGGUGGAUGAUGCUUCAAUGUUAGCUCAAGUUGGGGAAGGUUUGGAUUUGGGUUUGGAGCUUGGUUCUCUGUUCAUUGAUGAUUUUGGGCAGGCUCUUGAUGAUUUUUGCGGAUUUGAUGACCUACAAAUUUGUGGGUUUGAUGAUGAUAAGCCUAGUGAUCUGCCUGAUUUUGAUUUUGAUUUUGAUUUCGAUUUCGAGGUUGGGAAUGAAGUGUUGGCAUGGAUGGAUGAACCACCCCUGAUGAAAGAACCCCUCAAUAUUGCAUGCCCUUAA